Coregonus clupeaformis (lake whitefish) is the source of this 2123-nucleotide messenger RNA. Its product is annotated as TLD domain-containing protein 2. The coding region runs from base 91 to 666 and encodes 191 amino acids. NCBI's taxonomy places the organism in Eukaryota, Metazoa, Chordata, Actinopteri, Salmoniformes, Salmonidae. Gene Ontology annotation, cellular component: nucleus. The record is from RefSeq and is a predicted model, not a curated record. The transcript has 6 exons. Gene Ontology annotation, biological process: regulation of transcription by RNA polymerase II; response to oxidative stress.
GGCGACAAAGACGAGUUUGUACUGGUCAACGACAGAGAAGAGGAGGAAGAGGUGUCCAAGAACCACGGACGGACUGGGGAGGACUGGGAGAUGGUGUCAGUGGAGGACGGUGGUGGGAGACUACCUCUGGUCAUGGACAAAGAUCCAGAGGGACUGUGUGAGAUCGUAGAGCAGAGUCGCAUCUUGGAUGCAACGCUUGUCAGAGAGCUCUCAGCCGAGUUGCCUCCCAGGACAGUGGGCCACAUGUGGCAUCUGGCCUACAGCACGUCUCUUCACGGCUCCAGCCUCAAGUCCCUCUACCGGAAGCUGAACGGCAGCGACUCGCCUGUACUCAUGGUCAUUAAGGACUCGCUCAAUCAGGUGUUUGGGAGCUUUCUCUCUCACCCACUGAGGCCGAGCGAGACCUUCUACGGCACAGGAGAGACAUUUCUCUUCAUGCUGCGUCCUCGAUUCAAGUGUUUCAGAUGGACCGGAGAAAACUCCUUCUUCAUAAAGGGAGACCUGGACUCUUUUGCUAUCGGAGGAGGAAGUGGUCACUUUGGCCUGUGGCUAGAUGAGACUCUGUACCUGGGCAGGAGUAGCCCAUGUUACACCUUCAACAACUGCUGCCUCUCGGAAAGAGACGACUUCCACGUCAUAGACCUGGAGGUGUGGACGUUCUGGUGAAGGCCUGCCCUCUUCAGCUCGCCUAGCAACACCCACUCACUCUGUCUGGCCAUCCAAUGACUGCUUUAAACAAGACUCUAGAACCCAUCUCUUCUAGAACAAUGAGUUGUUGGAGGUACCUGUUUUGACUUAAUUCUGUGGAUUUGGGCUGCAAUCUGAACUGUGAUUAUUCUGAACCCUAGCUCUGAAUGUGGACCAAACCAUUAGGUGGAGGAGGGGUGUUGGUGGUUUGGGACUGAGGUUGAAGCCUCACUCCAUUGGAAGACUUGCCCUGUUGCAACCCCCCCACUCCUUUUGCAGGUUGGUAUGGUCCUCACUUUCAACUGACUGUGCAUUGUGGAUACUGUAGUUCUGUGGUGGAAUUCACAUCUCCUUCUAGCAAUGAUCUCCAUCUGAAGACCUACCUGCAUGUGCAAGCCUGCAUUUCCACCCCAGCACAAUUGGCACUGUUAUUCUGGCAUCAUCUUUUUGUUGUACAUCUGUUUGCCUCUUGUGAAUCGCUAACCUGAAGGUGGCUGUCUCUUUUGUAAAAUGGAGGAACUGAAAUUUGAAGAAAUAGGGGCUUAAGAUGCCCCUUUUUGCAUAUGGACCAAAUUAUAUGAACUGAUGUACAAAUUUAGUUAACUUGAACAAAAAGAGGACGCAGUCUAACCUAACUGUCUUUAAAAAUGUUUAAUGCUACCCACUAUCCAUCAAACAAUACCUGAAAGUUGCUGUCACUGAUCAGAAGUUAGAUCUAUGUUCCCAUAAUACAACAAGUAGACAAAAUCAACAAAAUGUUUAAAAUAGGGCUAAUGUUAUUAUAACAUGUCUUUAUCUGAUAUUUUUGAGAAACAUCGAGCUCAUCCAGUGGUCAAUGCAAGCUUGGGGACAAAAUAUCAAUCAAGACUCCUUUUAGCAAAGACCCAUUUUAGUCAAAGGUUAUUUCAAGGGGAUGCAAUGCUAACAUGUGCAUACAUUGCUGCGAUUUAAAAGGAACGAUUCAUUCAUUUUGAACGUUAUAUCAUAUUUGUGCAUCUCUGAGCGAUGUUCUAUCGAUUCCCGGGGUCAUUUCAUGUUUAUCUGAGCGAUUCGCUGUUCAAGCAGGCAAAAAUACAGCCUGCUUGAACAGCGACUAGCUCAGAUACACAUGAAAUGACCCCGGGAAUUGAUAGAACAGAGAUGCACAUACGAUAUAACAUUCAAAAUAGGUGAAUCUUUCCUUUAACAAGAGGAUGGAGAAAUAACAUUUUGCUAAGAUAUUACCUGAUUCAAAUGUACUCACUAAGUCCAUUUCAUCUUGCCCUUGAUAACGGUUCAUUUUGUUAGAUAAUCUUUGGUGUAGUCACACCGUGAAUUCUGAUCUCAUGGGCAAGGUGUUCUGAAACUACAGGUUAAUUAAAAUGAGAUGUACAGCAAUGUUUGGCUUCAUAGGAAAGAUAACAAAAAGCAAUUACAUUAAACAUUGUGCCACCAUC